GGUAGAACCACCACCGGGUGGUGUCUAGGGGUGAGCGGACAGAAUUAAAAGGGAGAAGCCAUGGACAGAUAUAAUGUUGCGUCUAUCCGUUUCGGUCGUUAUGGAGUAUUGUAACGUUUUCUUAGAAGCUGUUGUUACUCAUUGCAUGUGAUCUUUAUUUAUUUCUGUUAAUCAGAUGGAACUACUUUAACACUGAAGUAGAUUACUCCAGUGUUAAACGGGAAUAAACAACGAAAUCUGAACUAAUAGUCACUUCGUUCUCUAGUUAUAGUUUUCCGUUUCGGCAAAACUUAAUUUUAUUUUGAUUAAGACUGAAGAAAGACAAUAGUCAUGCCAGACCAAUUAACAGUGUCUGAGUUUAUGGACAUAACCUUUGAGGACUAUAAAGCGCCAACAACUUCGAUUUUUACCACCCGAAUGACUCACUGUCGGAACACAGUGGCCGCGUUGGAAGAGGCUCUAGAUGCAGACCGCAGUGUUCUGAGUAAAAUGAAGAAGUCAGUCAAGGCCAUACACAGCUCUGGUACCACUCACGUGGAAAAUAAGGAGCAGUACAUCCAGACUCUGGAGAAGUUUGAUGAAUCCUGUGUGUACAAAGAUGAUCCAGACGUGUGCACUGCCUUCUUAAAGUUUUCAGUCUUUACAAAAGAGCUCACAGCUCUCUUCAAGAACCUACUGCAGAAUAUGAACAACAUUAUUACGUUCCCUUUAGACAAUCUGCUGAAAGGAGACCUAAAAGGAGUAAAAGGGGAUCUAAAAAAGCCUUUUGAUAAAGCCUGGAAGGACUAUGAAACCAAAGUUAGUAAGAUCGAGAAGGAGAAGCGAGAACACGCCAAACAACAUGGCAUGAUCCGGACAGAGAUCAGCGGGGGAGAGAUUGCGGAGGAGAUGGAGAAAGAAAGACGCAUCUUUCAGUUCCAGAUGUGUGAGUAUCUCAUCAAGGUAAAUGAAAUCAAAAUCAAGAAGGGAGUCGACUUGCUGCAGAACCUUAUCAAAUAUUUUCAUGCUCAAUGCAAUUUCUUCCAGGAUGGAGUAAAAAUUGUGGAGUGUCUCAAACCUGCCAUGGAAAAACUGUCCACAGAGCUCACAGUAAUUAAACAGACACAGGAUGGAGAAAGAAAGCAGCUGACGCAGCUCCGAGACAUUAUAAAGUCCUCCUUACAAACAGAACACAAAGAGGACUCUCAGGCCAAACAGAACACUGGUUACAGUCUACACCAACUGCAGGGUAAUAAGGCCUUUGGCACAGAACGCUCCGGAAUGCUCUCCAAACGCAGUGAAGGGCUGAGGAAAGUGUGGCAGAAGAGGAAGUGUUCAGUGAAGAAUGGACUUCUGACCAUUUCCCAUGGCACGGCAAAUGCACCACCGGCCAAACUGAACCUGUUAACCUGCCAAGUAAAGUGCAACCCAGAGGAGAAGAAGAGUUUUGAUCUCAUCUCUCAUGACAGAACAUAUCACUUCCAAGCAGAAGACGAGGCCGAAUGUCAAAUAUGGGUGUCCGUGCUUCAGAACAGCAAGGAAGAGGCCUUGAACAAUGCCUUCAAGGGUGAGCAGGACGAGGGCGAGAACAACAUUGUACAGGAGCUGACCAAGGCUAUCGUGGGUGAGGUGAAGAGGAUGAGCGGCAACGACGUGUGCUGCGACUGCGGAGCCCCCAAUCCGACAUGGCUCUCCACUAACCUGGGUGUUCUGAUUUGCAUUGAAUGCUCUGGCAUCCAUCGGGAAAUGGGUGUGCACUACUCCAGAAUACAGUCUCUCACCCUAGAUGUGCUGGGUACAUCAGAACUCUUGUUGGCCAGGAACGUGGGGAACGCAGGCUUCAAUGACAUCAUGGAGGUGAACCUCUCAGGGGAGGGGAUAUCCAAACCCAGCCCCUCUAGUGACAUGCAGAGUCGGAAGGACUUCAUCAUAGCCAAGUACACGGAGAAGCGCUUCGCCCAGCGGCGGCGGGUUGACGGCACUGCACGCCUGCGCGGUCUGUACGAGGCAGUGAAGAACCGCGACAUCUUCUCCCUCCUGCAGGUCUAUGCCGAUGGAGUGGACCUCACAGAGACCUACCCCAUGCCCAACGAGCAUGAGCCGGGUGAGACAGCGUUGCACCUGGCCGUGCGUGUUGUGGACAGAAACUCCCUCCAUAUUGUAGACUUCCUUGUGCAGAACAGUGGGAAUCUGGACAAGCAAACAGUGAAAGGCAGCACAGCACUACACUACUGCUGCCUCACAGGCAACAGUGAAUGCCUGAAACUCCUGCUGCGGAGCAAAGCUUCUGUCAUCAUCCCCAAUGAAGUGGGAGAGACUCCUCUGGACUUGGCCAGGCGGCUGAGACACACACAGUGUGAAGAGAUGCUAACCCAAGCGCAGACGGGCAAGUUUAAUGUCCACGUGCAUGUGGAGUACGAGUGGUGCCUGCACAACGAAGACCUGGAUGAGAGCGACGACGAGAUGGAGGACAAACCCAUUCCCCAGAAACGUGAGGAGCGGCCCGUGAGCUGCUUCGUGCCAGGCAGUGCCACCAUGCAGCCCAACAUAGCCGCCCUGGCGCGCGACGUGGUCAGUGUGGUGCGGGACAAGCAGAGGGGCUUCAUCCCCAGCAUGCUGUGCAACGAGACGUAUGGCACCUUGCUGGACCUCAGCCCCCCACCCUCCAACCUGCUGGGCUUCCCCCUGCCCCAGCUGCCCCCCCGCAACCCGCCUGCGGGUACUGCUGGGUGGAUGUCGAUGGAGGCCGCAGGGCGGCAGAGAUCUUCAUCGGACCCCCCCAACCCCAGCAGUCCUGACAGCAACACCUAUGUGCUGCCCCCUGCCCCUCCAGCUCCUCCGGUCAUCAAGAAGCCCGGCACAACGGAGCACAAGCCACAGAACAAGAGUGCACCUCUACCUCCAGUGCCUCUCACGCUGCCGCCUAUGACCUCACUGCCUCCGAUCCCACCCAUUCCCACCGCCCCGCCGGUCAUUCCAGUGCCCCCUACUCCACCCCCUUUCAAAGCACCAGUACCACCUGUGCCUACACUGCCCAGAGGCCCUGCACUCAAACCACCCUCAGGAACAGAUAAAAGUGUUUCCAAAGCACUGCCUGCCAGGCCUAAACCCAGUGAGAUCACUGAGAAGGAUGGUUCUGUUCCGCCCCAAAGUUCAGUGACUGUGUCACUGCCUGCCCCACCCCCUGCCCCCAAGCCCAGAAUCCCCCAGCCUAAACAGAAGCCUAAACGAGUGAAAGCCAUCUACAAGUGCGUGGCCGAUAACCCUGAUGAGCUGACGUUUUCGGAGGGCGAGGUGAUUAUAGUGGAUGGAGAAGAGGACAAGGAGUGGUGGGUGAGUGUAAGGCACAUGCGCGCACACACAGAGCCAGCUGUGUGCAGGUUAUGCCAACAUCACCCAAUUUUCAGGCAGGAACAAGAAACCAGGAUUCAGUGUGUUUGAUGCAGGGAAAUCCUGCUAGUCCAGUUUAGCAAGAGCAUUCAAGAACAUUCUCAUCAAUCCAAGAUCCUGCACUGAUGGUCCUUCAUUUUUCAGGUGGGCCACAUGGAAGGGGACCCUACCAGAAGAGGAGUCUUCCCUGUUUCCUUUGUACACUUCAUCACUGACUGAUGGGAGCGCUAGUCUGGCAGAAGCACCAAGACUGGCUUUUUCCAGAAAGAUGCUAAAUGCUAAUGCUAAACAGGGAGCAGAUUGUGAGGUUCCAUUUAUUGCUAAAGGACGAACCCUAGUAAUAACCUCACAUAAGAUAUUUACAAAGCCUUAAAACAUUCAAUAAUAGAAAAGAGAAUAAAUAGCUUCCUUCUCAGUGCUGAUCAUCUCACUCCAGUGCAAUAUGACUGUCUUAAUGCAAUGAGCAAAGCUUCAUCAUACCUUAGCCAACAUGGAGAUGGCCUUCUGGUAGCAGAGGCCAUGUCUCUGCAACAUCAAUUUUUUAUUUUAAAGGAGCCAUUUUCUUUGUUUUUGAGUUUGGUUGCAGAGCAACUGUUAGUUUACAGUUUAGUUAAGUGACCUAUCAAUGUUUUAAUCAAUGUUUUCUCUAUUUUGUGUUACUGGAUAAGGUCAUUAAACAAUUUUCACUGAAUAUUUUA
This is a messenger RNA of Electrophorus electricus (electric eel), 4067 nucleotides long. Lineage: Eukaryota; Metazoa; Chordata; Actinopteri; Gymnotiformes; Gymnotidae. The record is from RefSeq and is a predicted model, not a curated record.